This is a messenger RNA of Patella vulgata (common limpet), 552 nucleotides long. RefSeq lists its product as uncharacterized. Gene Ontology annotation, molecular function: calcium ion binding. The coding region runs from base 86 to 505 and encodes 139 amino acids. The transcript is spliced from 6 exons. The record is from RefSeq and is a predicted model, not a curated record. Lineage: Eukaryota; Metazoa; Mollusca; Gastropoda; Patellidae.
ACAUUGACGUAACCAUAUCUAAACUAUAUAAGGACAAAUCUGUGCAGACAUCUACGUCUUUUGGAAUUCAACAGCAAGAAUCACCAUGCAACUCUUAGUUAUCUUUGCAGUCAUUGCCUGUGCCUUGGCAGCACCAUGUGUCCAUGACAACCAUGCUGAUUUAACUGAAGAACAUGUUAUGAAUAUGGUGGUUGCUGCUGCGGAUUCAAACAGUGACGGUGUUAUAUCAGAAAUUGAUAUAAUUUCUUAUUUCAUCGUCAACUUCGACCAUAAUGGUAAUUUGGCCAUUGAAGAAUCAGAAUUCGUCAAGCAGUGGAAUCAAGACUUCCAUGAUGAAGUAGCUUUUGCCCAGCAUGUUUUCCACCACCUGGAUACCGAUGAUAAUGGUCGUCUGGAUAUUUCAGAUGUUGAUCCACUUGUCAAACGUGCUGAUACGAACGGUGAUGGUGUAAUCCAAACUACAGAAUUCAAGGCCUAUCUUGAAGCUAUUUACAACGCCUGUUAAAACGACUUCACGACUCAUUAUUUGAUGUAAUAAAAAGUUCAAUGUCA